Molecule: messenger RNA, 7533 nt
Organism: Alligator mississippiensis (American alligator)
Lineage: Eukaryota; Metazoa; Chordata; Crocodylia; Alligatoridae
Gene: STRC
Product: stereocilin
Biological process (GO): cell-matrix adhesion
Cellular component (GO): cell surface; kinocilium; stereocilium tip
Source: RefSeq, a predicted model, not a curated record
CCUGGGGGGCCUGUGCCCGGCGUGCCCAGUCCCUGCUGGGGCCGGGGGCUGUGCUGCAGCAAUGGUGCACCCACCUGGUGGGUUCUUUCUCCCAGGCCCGGGGGGACCCGGCUGCAGCCCCUGAUCUGUGUGCAGCUUGGGGUCCGCACCCGCUGCCUCAUGCAGGGGCUCCCUGCCCCCCCCUCCCCCCGGCUUCAUUUCCUCUCGUGCUCCCCCCUCCCUCCCUUCCUCCCAGGGCUGGGCCUGCACCACCCACAAAGGCGGCCGCAGCCCCCAGCUAAGUGAUGUGACAGCGUCCCUCACCGGGAGGCUGUAGCAGAGCUGCUGCACACCAGGCAGCCCACCCCCCGUCCCAUCCUGUCCUCCCGGCGGGGCCUGGCUCCCCCCCUCCUCGCCUGUGGAAAGUGUAAAGUGAGCCCUCCCGGACUCCUGGGUCCUUCCUGGCUGUAAGUAAUGCUCGGUGACGGCAGGGAGGGAUCAGGUAAACGGGCCAGUGCCCCCGGCUCCGGUGACAGCCCACGCAGUCGCUCCCGGCUCUGCAGCAGCCACCGCUGCCCGUGUCCCAGCUCCCGGCGGGACCCCCAGCCCUAGGACCAGGACGAGAGAUGGCUGCUUUCCUGUGGGGCAUCUGGAUGCUGCUGCUGCUGCCCCCAUGCUCCCUCCCUGCCCCCGGUGAGCGCCAGGCUGCAGGGAUCAGGGGCUCGGGGGUGCUGGGCCCAGAGAGUGGGGACCACACAGCCCGUGGCGGCAGGCAGGCCGAUGCCAGGACAGCAGGGUCCGGCCACAGACUCAGCCAGGCUCAGGUCAGGCCCGUUCUGGGACCUUUGUUGGGACCUCCCAUCUCGCCUGGCUGCUCCUGACCCCGCUCCUCCCGGGACUGCGCAGCCCGGACCCUGGUGCCCUGGUACAGCUGGACCCUGGGGGUCUGCCCCACUGGGGCAGGGCACAGCUAUUGCUCUCCAUGCAGCAGGUGACCCUGGCGGGCACGGGGGUGCCCACUCCUCCUGCCAGCCCCACGGGCUCUGGGCUCCAUGCCGCCGCAGGCAGUGAGUCCUGGGGGUGAAUGCAUGGGGUAUGAGGACCCGGGCAGCUCAGUGCGGGAAGGGCAGGGGUGGGGACCUGGGCUCCAGGCCCCCAUGCCAGGGACCGGCUGCUGCCUGUGGGAGGGGCCACGCCGGCGUCGGGCACUGCCGCAGGUGGGUGGGCGUGAGGGCCAGCCUGGCUUUCCUUGCAGGAGCCGUCUCCAAUGGGAGCAGAAACCCUGGCCAGGACCUCGUCUCCUCGCUGCAGCCCCCCGCCGGGCAGCGCCUCGGGGGCAGCGGCCCAUCCAGCCCUGGGGCAGGGCCGGGGCGGCCAGUGGACAUGGACGUGGACAUGCCGUCCCUGCUGUGGCACCUGCUGCUGGGGCUGGAGUCCCUGGGGGUCCUGCCAGCACCGGGAGACGCCCAGGCCCAGGCCCCGCGUGGUGGCCGUGGCCAGAGCCGGCUCUCCGCCUUCCUGCGCAACGUCUCCGCGUCGCUGCAGAGCGAUGCGCCGCGGCCCGAGCCCUGGGGCAGCCUGCUGCAGCACCUCCUGCCCCCGCCCGCCCCUGCCCUGCGCCUGCCCGACUUCCUGCUCUCGCUGCGCGGCAGCCGGCACUGGGACCCACUGCUGGGCCUCCUGCACAGCCUGCUGGGCCUCGCGGGCCCGGACGCAGCCCAGCCACCGGGCCCGGACCUGCUCCAUCACCUGAUCGCGGCGCUGGCCCAGGCAGUCCUGCCCGGGGCACUGAGCCAGGGCCCUCCGGACGUCUCCUGCGCACCCACGGGGCACCGGCGCUGCAGCCCGGGCUCGGACUGGCUGAUGCAGCUGCUGCAGCUGCUGGAGGGCACCGGCUGGAAGCCCGCGGUCCACGUGCAGCCGGCGGGGCCUGUCCUGGCCCCAGGGCGCUGGAAGCCCUUCAGCCUGCUGCCCGCAGCUGCCCGGGAGCAGCCUCCCAAUGCCAGCAGCCCGGGCCCCGCGGAGCUGCCGAGCCUGCUGCAGCUGCUGUCCCGAGCGGGGCAGCCGGAGGCGGGCAGGCGGGCGCUGGGCGUGCGCCCUGGGGCCGCGCUGUGGGGGGCCCUGGAGGAGCUGAAGCAGGGGCUGCUGCGGCGCGUGGGGCGCUCGCUGUCCUCCAGCGUGCGGCGCAAAGUGGUGCGUGUGACGGGCUCGCUGGUGCAGGAGGUCUCCGUGGCGCUCGGCCUGCCACGGCCGGGGCCCGACGGGAGGUGCUCCGCCGGAGCGGGGAGGGGACUAACGAGCCUCUCUGCUGCCGCCAGGGGCAUCCACCACAACAUCAGCUGGGACGCGGAGGCGCUGGGGUUCGCGACCGGGCCCCUGCCAUCCCCGCCGCCCCUCCUGCGCUGCAUGCACCCCGCGGCGGAGCCCCGCCGGCCCCGGCCCAUGGCCAAGCGGGCGCUGCCUGAGCCGUGGGGCGAGGCGCGGAUCCUGGCUGACCUGGAGUCCGUCUGCAACAGCUCGGCGCCAGGGCUGCCCGGCGUCUCCAACUUCACCCUCUACCUCUACUGCAACCACGUGGAUGGCUCCAGCACCUCCAGCCCCACGGCCUCCGACCUGGGGACCACGUGCUCCGACGCUGCCUGGUACCUCCUGGUGCACGCGGCCGAGUGGGGCUCAGUCUGGGCCCGGGCCUGCUGGGAGCACUUCCCGGCCCAGUUCAACGCCACGGUCUGCAGCAACGCCACGCUGCGCGACCUGCCCAGCCGCCACCAGCCCCGUCUGCAGGAGCUGUGCGCCAACCUGUCCCACCAAGCGCCCGAGGUCGCGGCGCCGGAGCACGGCGGCUGCCUGGAGGCCCUCCGCGGAGCCCCGCUCAGCCCCGAAGGCUUCUGGAGCUGCUUCCUGGAGAACCAGACUCUCUGGGUGCGCUGGCUGUGCAACAACGCAAGCCUGCAGGGGCUGCCCACCGAGACCAGCGCUGGCAUCUCCCGGCUCUGCCACGGCCACCGGCUGCAGGCCAAGGCGCUGAGCACCACGCCACCCCCGAGUGCUGACCCCUGCGCCGCUGUGGUGGCGGGCGGGAGCCCCCCGGCACUGUGGAGCGCCAGCCUGCUAGAGCAGUGCCGCGCUGCCAGUCCCACCCGCUUCCGCGAGCUGGUGUGUGAGCACCCCUCGGUGCUGGAGGCCCUGGCGCCCGCCCAGCCCUGGGUGCUGAGGCAGUGCCUGGGCAUGGGCUCGCUGCCCCGCAGGCAGUGCCUGCUGCAGCAGCUGCUGGGCGCCCUGCCGCUGUCGCCCCAGGUGGAGGCGGCGCGGCUGUGCGAGGACCCCGUGUCCUACCUGCUGGAGCUGGUGUCGCGGCUGGCCUGGUGCGAGGAGGACACGGCGCGCUGGCUGCUCAACGUGAACUACCUGCUGCGCCUGCUGCGCUUCGUGCUGGCGCUGCCGGAGCUGGGCGCGGGGGCGCGGGCUGCACAGGGGCCGCUGGGCGAGGCCAUCCUGCUCUCCAGCCUGCUCGACAACGGCUCCUUCUGGGCCUCGCUGCGGCCCAACGCCUCCCUUAGCAUCCUGCAGGCGCUGGGCCGCUACCUGGAGCAGGAGCAGGACCCUGCCACCAAGAAGGAGCUGCUGAGCUGCUUUGGCGUGAGCGCCGCUCCCCGCGCGGGGCCAGGGCUGGGCCACAGGGGCCGGUGGGCAGGGCGUGCGGGCUCCCAGCUCGGGUGCACCGCUCGGCCCUGCUGCCCAAGCUGCACGGGGCCCAGCCCUGCCCAUGUUUGCAGCGGCACUAGCGGGAGUGUGGCAUGGUCACUUAUGCGUGUGCAGACAGGGCCAGCAGCCAGCUCCGUGCAGCUGCACCAGCAGCGCCCUCCCAUGGGGCCUGUGGCUGGGCCGGCCGUCCUCGCUCCCAGCUCGGGCAGCUGCGUGUUGUGCCUGGCCCUUGCUGGUUCGUGCGUGGUGGUGCCAGGGCCUGGGCUGGAGCUGAUUCUCGCGGGCAUGGAGCUGCUGCCUUCUGGGCAGAGCCCCAGGGCCCGGGCAGCCGUGCCUCUGCCCCGGCAGCACAGUGAGGUCCCGCGGAGACCCCUGCUGAGCCCCCUCCCCUCCCCUCCCCUCCCGCAGCCCGUGCUCUGGGACCUGAUCCAGCGCGAGGAGGGCGCCCCGGCCAUGGAGCUGCUGGUUCAGGAGUACCUGCAGAUGCCCCCGGAGAGCCUGCACGAGCUGCUGCUGUCGGUGGAGGGCCAGGCCGCCAGGCAGUUCCUGUCACUGAUGCACCGCACCUGGCACCGGCUGCAGGUGCCGGCAGCAGACGAGGGUGCACUGCAGUCGCUGACCGCGCUGCUGCUCCGCCGCUUCCCACCGCUGACGCCCGUCGACCUGUCGCAGUUCAUCCCCUUCCUGUCGGCUUCCGACAUCUCCAGCUUCCCGCCCGCCCUCCUGGCCAACGAGAGCGUCCUGGCCACACUCCAGAGCCACAGCGCACGCAUGACACGGGCGCAGAAGAGCGCGUUCGCCCAGCGCCUGCUGCAGGCCCCAGCGCUGGGGGACAUACCUGCCUGGCCCCCGGAGCUGCUGCGUGCCCUGCAGCCGCUGCUGCCGCACCUGCCCCUGCGACGCUUCCUGCAGCUCACGCCCCAGCAGGUGCAGGGCUUGGCGGACGGCUGGCAGAACGUGCGACUGGGGCUGGCACAGGGGCGCCACGUAGCGCGGAGCCUCAUCAACAGGAGCCGCGGGGCGGUCGAGGAGCAGGUGCGCAGCAUCGGGACCCUCGCCUGCUUCCUGAGCCCUGAGGAGCUGCAGGCCCUGGCGCCGCUACGCGACCCACGGGGGCCAGUGGAGCAGAGCCUGCUGGCGUGUGCCGCGGAUGGGACGCUGCCCCCGCAUGGGCAGGUCACCUAUGCACUGGCUGACUUGCUGCGCUCGGCGGGCCCAGAGGCUGUGGAGCCGCAGGAGCUGCAGGCCUGGAGGGGGGUCGUCCCUGAGCUGGGCAUGGGCUUCCUGCAGCGCCUGUCGCCCGCCCAAGUGAGCGCCCUGCUGCCGGAGCUGCAGGCUGCGCCACUGACGCCCGCCCAGGUAGUGCCGCCCCGACGUGGCUGCCUGGCUCGACCCGCCGUGCACAGUGGUGCGGGCACCGUGGUGCUGCCGCCCUCACCCCGUCUUCCCGUGCAGGCUUCCCUGCUGCUCGCGCAGGCUGUCCGCAGCGAGAACGUGACGGAGGACGCGCAGGGCCGGCUCUGCGCCCUCCUGCCUGGCCUCAGCCCCGAGUCCCUGCCAGCCGCCCUGGCACCCGUGCUGGCGGGUGCAUGCGAGUGCCUGGCGCCGGCGCUGCCGCGGCUCUCCUUUGCCCAGACGGCUGCCUUGCUGCGGGCCAUGCAGGGGCUGCGCCGUGACCCGCCACCCCAGAGCGCCUGGCCCGACUGCCUCCUGCCCCUCGUGCCCCUUGCCCUGCUGCAGCCCCACGUGCCUGCGCUGCUGGGCAACGACAGCCGCCGCUACCGACACCUGCCCUGGGCCCCGCAGCAGGCCCAGAUGCUCUGGAGGACGGUGGGAGCCGGUGCCAACGUGACCCAAGACUCGGUUUGGGCACUGGGCACGCUGGCAGCUGGCAUGGACUGCACCACCCUGCACCGCUGCAGCCGGCGCCCGGAUUUCCUGGGCAUCCUCGGCACGCUCUACGCACAGCCCGGCCGCCUGCCCGCCAGCCUGCGGCGCUGCAUCGGGGAGGAGAUCCGCUGGCGCCCGGGACCCACGGCCGAGGAGCUGGCGCAGCUGGGACCCGCCUUCCUCAUGGACUUACCGGUGAAGCUGGUCGAGCGGCUGCCCAACGACUCGCUCUGGCUGGUUCUGGACCACGUGAGCAGCCACCCCCAGAGCCUGCUGGCGCUGCCUCCCCACCGCCGCACCGCCCUGGCCCGCCGCGCUCUGCAGCUCCUGCGGUCCCCGUUGGAGCCCGAGAUCCCGGGGGAGGUCCUGGACCUGCUGGGCCCGCUGCUGGGCUUCCUGGACCGAGACAGCGCUGCCCGGAUCCGGCCCGAGAGCCUGCUGCUGCGGCUGGAGACGCUGCAGGGCGCCUGCCUCUCGGAUGAGUUCGCCGCCACGCUAGGACAACUGCUGCUCUCGAGGCGCGCACUGGGGCCCCCGCAGGACUGGGGCGCCCCGGACCUGGCCCAGCUGGGCCGCCUGGUGUUCUUGCUGCCAGAGGAGAGCGUCCGGCACGUCCCCAGGGCACUGCUGAGCAGAGACACGCUGGAGCAGCUGCUGCAGAGCCAGCGGGCCUGGGAGCGGAGCGAGCUGGGCCGGCUCUGCCACCUGCCCGGCGCCCGGCCCGAGGGCAGGAGCUCGCGGGAUGCCCUGGUGUCCUGGCUCGUCAGGAGCCACGUGCCGGGAGGCCGAGGUGAGGCCGCUCAGGGCGCUGCUAGUGUCACCCCCUCCUGGCCCCUGACGCAGCGUUCCCGUGCCCCAGCUCAGUACCAGCUCGCUGUCCCCCCCAACCCGCGCGUGCCCCCCGCCAGACCCCUGCCCCCCGGCGGCACGGGCAAGGGGAAAUGGGUAGUGCUCCCGGGGGUGUUUUGGAUGCUCUCUCUGCCUCGCAGACCCCAUCCCAGCUGCGCCGACGUGCGCGCCACCUUCCCCGCGGCCUGGAGCGCCGCCCAGAUUGCCGCCAUGGCGCCCGCACACUUUGAGGGCUGCCUUGAGCUCAUCAGCCAGGACCCCGCGCUCUCCCCCAGCCAGCGCCGCGCCGCCCUGCUCAAGGCCAAGCAGCUGUUUGGAAACCCCCGGGUGCUGAGGCCAGUGCAGACGCUGCAGCUGGGCCUGCUGGCCACGCAGCUGAGCGAGCGGGAGCUGCAGGACAUGGAGCUUGCUGACUGGGGGGCCCUGUCCACCCUGGGGGCCCUGCAGGGUUGGACGGCGAAGCAGAUGCGGGCAGCUGUCUCCAGCUUCCUGCGGCAGCGCGGGGGCGGCGCGCAGGGCCUGGGGCUCCCGGAGCUGGCUGCCCUCGGGCACCUGCUGUGCGGGCUCCGGGAGGACGAGAUCCAGAUGCUGGACAGCUGGGAGCUCAGCCAGGCUGCCCCUUUCCUGGGCUCGCUGAAGCACAGCUGCUCGGAGGGGCAAAUGGAGGCGCUGGCUGCACGUCUGACAUCCAGCUCGGCCUUUGGCCCCGCCAACAGCUGGGGCCCCGAAAUCUUCACCGAGAUCGGGACGCUGGCGGCCGGGCUCCAGGACAUAGAGCUGUCCUCGUUCGUCCCCGAGCAGAUCCGGGCCCUGACCCCACUGGCCAUCGCCGGGAUCCCUGCCCCCAAAUUCUUGGUGGUCUUCCGCUCGGCCCAGCUGCUCGCCCUCACCAGCGCGCAGGCCGCGGCCGUGACCCCCGAGCAGUAUGAGCUGCUCAGUGCCGAGCAGCGCCAGGCAGUCGCCAGUGCCCAGUACGAGGGGGAGCUGGUGCCGGAUGCCCGGGGCAGGAACGUGGCCUGGCCCCCGUCGGACCCUGCCCUGGUGCUUGUCCUCAGCCUGCUUUCUCACCUCCUCUAAGCGCUGUCCGUGCCCACGUUUGUAAUAAACCGG